This is a messenger RNA of Macrobrachium nipponense, 1176 nucleotides long. RefSeq names its product protein O-linked-mannose beta-1,2-N-acetylglucosaminyltransferase 1-like. Gene Ontology annotation, molecular function: beta-1,3-galactosyl-O-glycosyl-glycoprotein beta-1,3-N-acetylglucosaminyltransferase activity. NCBI's taxonomy places the organism in Eukaryota, Metazoa, Arthropoda, Malacostraca, Decapoda, Palaemonidae. Gene Ontology annotation, cellular component: Golgi membrane. The transcript is spliced from 8 exons. Gene Ontology annotation, biological process: protein O-linked glycosylation via N-acetylgalactosamine. The record is from RefSeq and is a predicted model, not a curated record. The coding region runs from base 19 to 1176 and encodes 385 amino acids.
GUGAGAAAGUGAAGGACGAUGGGAAUGAGAUGGAGAUUGCGUGGGACAUGCAUGCGGAUGCUGCAUUUCAUCUUGUUGGCGAUGGGGGCUGGAGCGAAUAGACGAAGCCUCCCUGAAAGACCUUCCCACUCUCUCUCCGCUCACUGGAAAAUGAUUGGAAGGGAGAUGGGCAUGACUUCAGUGAAUUCGAGUACCCUCAGGAAGAUUAAAGGACUUGAAGAACAAGCACACGAUUUGACUGUCGCCAUUAAUUCUACAAGCAUUUCAGUAAGAUGUAAUGAGAGAAUUAUAUACGAACGUCACGGAACGCCCGUCAGUCGCAGCAAACCUGGAGGCGUUCAUUCGGGAGUGCACGUCCUUGCCCUACGGCGGUACGACGGGCGACUCAUGAUGGCCCAGCAGUACCUCACGUACCAACCUGCGGAACACCAGCGAUUGGUUCACAUGCUGAAGGGCCUGCAACCCGGAAGAAUCGUUAUAGUUGCAGGCGUGCCAGAAUGGAUACUGUUCUUGAGCAAAGCUGCGGAGGAUGCUCUGGUGAACUUGGGGUGCCGUUGGGUAACUAAAGCAACUCCGGGAGAGACUUGGGCAUGCAUUGGCAUUACAGGCGUAGGGGUCGUGGCGGAGGGUAUCUCUACCUUAGGCCAACACUUCUACCCAAGUUCCACAUUGCUGCUGAAAGCCCAAGUGACUAGGAAUGGAAGAGAGGAUGGAAAAUGUCUUUGGUAUGAUGUAGCGACCCUCCAGCGUCAAGCUUCCUUCUGCGAGUCCUACGAAGGAUAUGGUGACCUUUGUUCUUGCGAGACACCUUUUUUCCCAGGAACUCGAAAAACACAGCCCGUUAUAUCAGUGUCUGAGAAAAUACCCAUUGUGGUCGUUACUGCAAAUAAACCUCUUCACCUUUACAGAAUAUUGCGACAACUUUACGAAGUCCCAGGAUCUUCCCAGACCGACUUUCUGGUGGUCGUGGACGGCGCCCACGAGGAAACUUUGCACCUGACAGACGUCCUGCAGGUGAAGAAGACGCUUAUCCAUGCCCCAGAGGGAGUUCGUAAUGCCCGCACUAACGCCAAUAUCAAGUUCGCCCUUGGAUCUGUUUUCAUUACGUACCCAUCUGCCAGUAAAGCUAUAAUUCUCGAAGAUGACCUCUUGGUUUCUCCCGAUAUCCUUAGGUAA